Oikopleura dioica is the source of this 540-nucleotide messenger RNA. Lineage: Eukaryota; Metazoa; Chordata; Appendicularia; Copelata; Oikopleuridae. The record is from the annotation of a GenBank genome assembly.
AUGGGUUUGCUUUUCACGAAACUAGUGAAGAUGUUUAUGGACGAGGAACACAAAGUUAUUGUUGUCGGAUUAGACAACGCUGGGAAGACAACGAUUCUAUAUCAGUUCCUGAUGAACGAGGUCGUUCACACGUCCCCAACAAUUGGCUCAAACGUCGAGGAGAUAGUAUGCAAGAAUGUGCACUUUUUCAUGUGGGACAUUGGCGGGCAAGAGUCGCUGCGAACGAGCUGGAAUACCUACUUCGCCGACUCCGACUUUGUAAUUUUCGUCGUCGACAGCACAGACCGCGAGAGACUUCACAUAUCCAAAGUAGAGCUGAGUAAAAUGCUGAGCCACGAAGAUCUGUCCAACGCCAGACUACUAGUAUUAGCGAACAAGCAGGACGUAAAGGGAUGCAUGACGGCGGCUGAGAUCAGUCAGCAGCUGCAGCUGACGGAGCUGAAAACGCACACUUGGAAUAUUCAGUCGUGUUGCGCGCUCACUGGCGAGGGCCUUUCCGAGGGUUUAGAAUGGAUGACGCAGCAAGUUUCCGCGAGGUGA